GUACAUACCAGGGACAGUGGACAGGAGGGAUGAGACAUGGCUAUGGUAUGCGACAAAGUGUUCCUUAUGGCAUGGCGACUGUGAUCCGUUCACCCCUCCGGACAUCUCUAGCUUCACUCCGUAGCGAGCAGAGCAAUGGCACUGUUCUACAUGAUAUUACUGCAGACAGUCCAGCUGGAACUAGAGGAGGGUUUGUGUUGAAUUUUCACAGUGAUCUCGAUAGUAUUGGUAGUAAGAAAAAAGGAGGCCUGUUCAGAAGAGGAUCUCUUCUUGGUAGUAUAAAACUUAGAAAAUCUGAAUCAAAAUCAUCUAUUUCUAGCAAACGUAGCUCUGUCAGGAGUGAUGCUGCCAUGAGCAGGAUUAGUUCUAGUGAUGCCAAUUCUACCAUUAGCUUUGGAGAUAUGGACUGUGAUUACUCUCCAGUAGAAGACCACGUUGAUGCUACCACCACAGAAACCUAUAUGGGUGAAUGGAAGAAUGACAAGCGUAAUGGUUUUGGUAUUAGUGAGCGUUCAAAUGGUAUGAAAUAUGAAGGAGAGUGGCUAAACAACAAGAGACAUGGAUAUGGAUGUACCAUGUUUCCAGAUGGCACCAAGGAAGAGGGAAAGUAUAAAAACAAUGUUUUGGUCCGUGGAAUAAGGAAGCAGCUUAUACCAAUAAGGAACACAAAAACUAAAGAAAAAGUGGAGCGAGCACUUGAAGGUGCCCAGCGUGCAGCUGCCAUGGCUAGAACUAAAGUGGAAAUUGCAACCUCCAGGUAG
Messenger RNA from Python bivittatus (Burmese python), 761 nucleotides. NCBI's taxonomy places the organism in Eukaryota, Metazoa, Chordata, Lepidosauria, Squamata, Pythonidae. The record is from RefSeq and is a predicted model, not a curated record.